AUGCCUCAGAGCUUCGCUGCUACGGCUCAACAACUUCUAGACCCGCGCAGUGACCUUUCUCAGAAAUACCCACACCUUCACCACGGUCUUAAAUGGCGAUUAGAAAAAGCUUUGUCGGACAGAAAUCAUGAGCCUAUCUCAAGGUGUGGCCAUGUAGUGUUCAAUGGCUACGAAAUCGGAAGAAACGACGAAUCCAUAUUUCAAAAUGAAGAAAAUUCCGCAUUCGUUGAUUUCCUUGACCCGAUCACUAAAGACCACACAGGAACUCGUCUAAUCCGAAUAUGCAACAAGUUAACUGACCGUAUGGAGAUCUACGGUACAAUUGGCCAUGGUACGUUUGCGGCUGUGUAUCUCGCCCGAGAAAGAUGCGGUCCUGGUCAGGAUCCUCGAAAUGUGAGGCAUUUUGCUGUCAAAGUCGAAAGACAUCAUACAGUACUCGGUGAUAGGGAUUUCAUGUCGGCCCCUGUGGUGCCAAUUCAUGAUAACGCCGAUCAGGCGAGGUAUAUUCCUACUGAAGCGCUUUAUCUUCUUUUUCUAUCAAGCAGUGACAGGUUCCCGAAACUCGACUCUGUCUACAUCCAUGAUCGAUAUCAAGCAAUUGUGAUGUCUGCCUGUGUUGAUCCCGCUCUAGAUCGAUGGUCCCCAACGGUAGGAUCUUGUGCAUCUUUCUUCCCCUCUUUCACGGGCAAAUAUCUCAUGACCAAAGAUAACAGGGCCAUCCUCGAUGAGUUGUCGGCUUGCAAAGUUGCAGCGCAGCUACUAGAAGCCGUUGCUGAUAUGGCACAGAUAAACCUUUUCCAUUACGACCUCUCGCUCCUUAAUUUUGUCGUUGACCAGAACCUAAACGUCCAACUCAUUGACCUCGGCAACGUUUGGUUCGGACUCGAUGAUGGGGAUUUCAUUUCCUAUACCUAUGCAUACCUACCCUUUCAGGAAUACCAAAUGUUGCCUGAAUUAGCUGAGGUAUUGUUCCGACCAGAGAAUCGCGAACGAGACUUGCGCACAAAUAUCUGGGUCGAAUUUGAGAAUGAUGUCCGCCAAAUCACGUUGUGGAAGUACGGCGUUAUCGUCUAUGGGUUUCUGCAUGGUUACUGGCCUUGGGAUAAUCCUCCAGCUGGUGGCCAUGAGAUGAAUAUACUGGAGUAUCAAGGGGAGGAAAAUCAAAGGGUUUGUGAUCGACGAGUAAGAAUGAUGUGGGACGGUUUGCCGAUAAGGGAGGACUUAUCUCAGGACUGCAAGGACGUGCUGCGUCAUCUGUUUCAGAGAGACCCUGCCAAGCGUCCAUCUUUGGAAGCUUUGGUAACAUAUCCCUGGUUCUCGCAGUGGACAUAUCAGAAUCGAAUCUAUGUGCGGCCCUUUUCACAAGAGUUUCAGGAUGUCUACUGUCGGUCUAUUUGA
Penicillium longicatenatum is the source of this 1398-nucleotide messenger RNA. Its product is annotated as Protein kinase domain-containing protein. The coding region runs from base 1 to 1398 and encodes 465 amino acids. The transcript is spliced from 2 exons. The record is from RefSeq and is a predicted model, not a curated record. NCBI's taxonomy places the organism in Eukaryota, Fungi, Ascomycota, Eurotiomycetes, Eurotiales, Aspergillaceae. Gene Ontology annotation, biological process: protein phosphorylation. Gene Ontology annotation, molecular function: ATP binding; protein kinase activity.